AUGCAGGAUGAAAACAAUAAAAACAAGCCUAAGCUCGAUCUCAGUUCGAAUCGUAUAGCAGAGAUUGAAGAUGAGAACCUGGUGGGCCUGUCGAGCUUAACCCAUCUGCACUUAUCCAAUAAUUCAAUAUAUCAUCUGGAUGCAGCGGUAUUCGAAUCCACCUCACAGCUACAGGAGCUGUAUUUGGCUCGCAACCUACUCAUCCAGGUACCAUUGGCCCUCGGCAAACUGUUCAAACUCAGGCAUCUUGAUCUAUCCAGCAAUCAAAUCAGGUUUGUUGCUCUUUACUUGCAUCGUACCUUUAAUUAUGAUUUAUCAUGA
Molecule: messenger RNA, 321 nt
Organism: Gongylonema pulchrum
Lineage: Eukaryota; Metazoa; Nematoda; Chromadorea; Rhabditida; Gongylonematidae
Source: the annotation of a GenBank genome assembly